Molecule: messenger RNA, 3072 nt
Organism: Fragaria vesca subsp. vesca
Lineage: Eukaryota; Viridiplantae; Streptophyta; Magnoliopsida; Rosales; Rosaceae
Product: protein MEI2-like 2-like
Exons: 12
Coding region: 1-2547 (848 amino acids)
Molecular function (GO): RNA binding
Source: RefSeq, a predicted model, not a curated record
AUGAGUCAGCCUUGGAACUUCUCAUCUUCUGGUUCUACUAAAAUUCAGCUGGUGGGUGGAGGAGCAUGGGGGAUUUUAUCUGGAUCAGCCCACCAUGCCUCAAGUGAUGCUACCCUUUUCUCUAGCUCAUUACCUGUACUUCCACAUCCAAAGUUGAACUUGAAUGAUGUGGAAAAUGGCCACCAAUCUAUUGAUGAUCUCUCAUCUGGCUUAAAAAAAUUCCAUCAAAAUAUGGAGGGUAAUGAUCCAAUUGAUGAUAUUGAAAAUCAUGCAAUUGGUAGCUUGCUUCCUGGGGACGAGGAGGAGCUUUUAGCUGGCAAAGCAGAUGAUCUUGACCUCAGUGGGUUGCCUGGGUCUCUGGAAGAUUUGGAAGAUUAUGAUCUCUUUGGUAGUGGAGGUGGCAUGGAAUUGGAAAGUGAUCCACAGGAUAGUCUGAGAAUUGGGAUUUCAAGGGUAAGUUUAUCUGAUGGUUCUACAGGGAAUGGGAUGGUUAAUUCUGCCGUUUCAAAUGGUGUGGGAACUGUUGCUGGAGAACAUCCAUAUGGCGAGCAUCCCUCCAGAACACUAUUUGUGCGAAACAUCAACAGUAAUGUCGAGGAUUCAGAACUAAGAGCACUUUUUGAGCAAUAUGGCGAUAUUAGAACUCUGUACACUGCAUGUAAACACAGGGGCUUUGUGAUGAUAUCUUAUUAUGAUAUUCGUGCUGCUCGAACUGCUAUGCGCAUAUUACAGAACAAGCCACUGCGACGGAGGAAACUUGAUAUUCAUUUUUCAAUACCGAAGGAUAACCCAUCAGAAAAGGAUGUUAAUCAAGGGACCUUGGUAGCUUUUAAUUUGGAUCCAUCAGUUUCAAAUGAAGACCUCCUCCAAAUAUUUGGGGCUUAUGGUGAGGUCAAAGAGAUAAGGGAAACGCCGCACAAGAGACACCAUAAGUUUAUCGAGUACUUUGAUAUCAGAGCUGCAGAAGCAGCACUCAAGUCAUUAAAUAGGAGUGACAUAGCUGGAAAACGCAUAAAGUUGGAACCCAGUCGCCCUGGAGGAGCUCGUAAAAACUUGAUGUUGCAACUGAAUCAAGACCCUGAACAAGAUGAAUCUCGGAAUUAUCUACAUUCCGUGGGUUCACCUGUAACCAACUCUCCACCAGGUAGCUGGGUGCAGUUCAACAGCCCCACUGAACAUAGUCAUAUGUACGGUAUUAGUAAAUCCCCUGGUUUCAGGACUAUGAGUCCGACAAACAGCAAUUAUGUGCCUGGACUAGCAUCAAUUCUGCAUCCCCAAGUAUCAAACACUCUGAAAGUGGCACCUAUUGGUAGUCAAGGAAGGGGGGGUAUUUCAAAUCAUAUGUUUACUAAUACAAACUCAGCACAUGGAUCUGCAUUUCAACAGUCGCAUUCAUUUCCGGAGCCAAACUUAAGCCAUUUCCAUGGAACAUUGCACUCCUCUGGACCUUCAACUUCAAGUGGAUCAUCAGCUGUGGAAACAUUAUCAGGUCCACAAUUUCUUUGGGGAAGUCCGACUCUUGAAAAAACAAAUUCUUCUGUUUGGCCUCAGAAAGCAGUGGGACAUCAACUUGCAUCGAAUGGCAAGGGUCAUAAUCAUCCAUUCUCAAGUCCUCAUAGCUCUUUCCUCAGCUCCUCCCCUCACCAUCAUCAUGUUGGAUCUGCUCCAUCUGGCAUUCCAUUUGACAGGCACCUCAGUUAUGUCCCAGAGUCACCGGAAACUUCAUUUUUGAGUCCUGCCUCCUAUGGAAGCAUGGGAAUAGGCCCCAGGGGUGUGAAUUUGAGAAUUAAUAGGGGCACUCAUACUGCUACAAAUGUUGGCUUUUCAAUACCCGGAAGUGUGCCUGAAAGUAGUUCCUCCAGUUUCAAAAUGAUGUCCUCACCAAAGCUUAGUCCCAUGUUUUUAGGUAAUGGGCCAUACAUGGGACUGCCUCCUACAAGCAUUGAUGGUUUCACUGAGCGUGGGAGGAGCAGACGAGUUGAGAAUAAUGGGAACCAAAUUGAUAGCAGGAAACAGUUUCAACUUGAUUUGGAUAAGAUUAUCACCGGGGAAGAUAGUAGAACAACAUUAAUGAUAAAAAAUAUCCCAAAUAAGUACACCUCAAAGAUGCUACUUGCUGUAAUAGAUGAAAAUCACAAGGGUACCUAUGAUUUUCUCUAUCUUCCAAUUGACUUUAAGAAUAAGUGCAACGUGGGCUAUGCAUUUAUCAAUAUGCUGUCUCCCUCACACAUCAUCCCAUUUUAUGAGGCAUUCAAUGGAAAGAAAUGGGAGAAGUUUAAUAGUGAGAAAGUUGCUUCGUUGGCUUAUGGGCGAAUCCAAGGGAAGGGAGCUCUUGUGACCCACUUUCAAAAUUCAAGCCUAAUGAAUGAAGACAAACGUUGUCGCCCGAUUCUCUUUAUCUCAGAGAGUUCAGAGGCUGGUGAUCAGAUCAUCCUGGAACAUCUUCCCUCCAAUAAUUUGAACAUCCACGUUUCUCAGCCAAAGGAGUCAGACCUUGGUUCAUCAGCAAGCCUGAAGUGUUGCGGGUCUGAUGAGAACAAGAGUUGAGUGUAUUUCAAAAAGAGUGCCCUCAGCCCAAGUUUGAUGGGGGCUGAGACUCAUAUAUCGUGUACAAAAGCAGGAGUCGAAGGACAUAACAUGAGGAUUUUGUUUUCUAGUUCCUUUUGGUCGUAGUUCUAUAGAGCUCUAGAAGAAACGGCAGCGUUUUGCUUCAUGUGCAGUAAAGGUAGAGCAUAUUGGCGGAUCAAAUUCUCCCAGCUGCCAGAUGCAUUUGUCAUAGUUGUGCAGGUCCCUUGUUUUUUUGGUCAUGGGGGAUUGGAUAAUUUAUCUGCAAAUACUUUAGGUGUUUUGGGUACAUGUGUUUUGAGCAAUCAGGUACAGAACUGUAUAGCGGGGGAUAAACAUGCUAAUGUUUUGGCAUUGGGGAUUCUUGAAAUGGGAAAUCCAAAUGUGUGAGAUGAGAAAUUUUACCAAAACUGUUGUAUCAUCUUUAUCCAAGUUAAAUUAUUCACAACUGCCUCUAAAUUGUGUUUGCUUCCCUGUUUACUUUGAUCGAGGGAUUUCUAUAUCAUC